Messenger RNA from Cuscuta europaea, 1640 nucleotides. The record is from the annotation of a GenBank genome assembly. NCBI's taxonomy places the organism in Eukaryota, Viridiplantae, Streptophyta, Magnoliopsida, Solanales, Convolvulaceae.
AUUAAAUGUUAAUUAGAUUAAACAUAUUUAAUUCAUGAAGUUGAAGGAGAGUUCUAUCCGAUAGAAUUAAUUAAGUAUGAUAAAUUAGAUUUAUUAUACCUAAUUAAGGUGUAUUUAUUAUUAAAUAAAGUUGGUAUUUUCUUUUAUAAUUUGGAAUUAAAAGAAAAGAAAAUGAAAUAAAUAAUAAUACUUAUAACAAGUAGAGAGUGGCGUGCAACCACCUCUCUAAUGUUAUUGUUAUUAUUAUAUUAUUUUGUUUAAUCUACUUAUUUAAUUAAUAAGGAGUAUUGGUCCUAUUAGGACUAGAACUCAUUAAUUAGGAAGACUUUCAAUGUGAUUGAAAAACUAGUUUAGAACUAGUAUAAAUACAUCAUUCUCCUUCAUAAUUCAUAGACCAGUUUUCAGAUUCAGUAUUACCAGUUUAUUUCCCUGCGAAGAGAUUUCCUAGCCUUUCUCUUAGGGAGAUCUAACCGUUCUUUCGGAAAGGAGAAAUCACGUGGAUACCAAAGGUCAAGGAUUAUCAUCGCUAGGCUGGAAGAUCUGAUUUUAGGAAUGUCGAAUUUAUCAUUGAGAAGUAUCUUGGAUACAUGCAAGCUCACUGGACCAAACUUUCUGGACUGGAAAAGAAAUGUGCGUUUAGUUCUUAGACAAGAAAAUAUUGAGUAUGUGUUAGACACACCGGUACCCAAGAUUCCUGAUGCCAACUCUCCUGAGUUUGCCACGUUUGACCUGACUGCUCGAGAGAAACACGUCACUGAUGCUAAAACUGUGCAAUGUGUUAUGUUGGCUGCAAUGUCUAUGGAGUUGCAAAGGCAACACGAUAGGAUGAGCGCCUUCCAGAUGCUUGAACACUUGAAAAGUCUGUUUGAUUCAGAAAGUCAGACUCUAGAGUAUGAACUUCUGACAGACAUUUUCAAGUGUAGGCUUCAAGAGGGUAGCAACGUGUCUGAGCACGUCCUCAAAAUGAUUGGCUUAAUUGAAAGAGUUGCUACCACCGGAAUUAAGUUUGAGGAUCGUGUCUCAGCUGCUAUCAUCCUAUAUUCGCUUCCGAGUUCAUUUACUAACUUCAUUGUGAAUUAUAAUUUGAACAAAACGAAAGCGACCAUGCCUGAACUCCAUAACAUGCUCAAGUCUUAUGAAGCCUCAACCUCUAAAGGAAAGACUGUUCUUAUGGUAAGCUCUAAUGCUAAGUCUCGUUCUAAGAACAAGAAUAAGCAAAAGAAGAAAGGUAAGGUUGGACCUACUCCUACAGCUCUGAAGCCUAAAGGUGGAGGUCAUAUGAAGCCAAAGGUUGCAAAGGAUGUUUGCCUCUACUGCAAAGAGAAGGGGCAUUGGAAGAGAGAUUGUGAGCUGUAUAAGGCUAAUCUAGCCAAAGCACCGGGUGCUUCAAGCUCAGAAGCCUGAGAAGCAGUGUAGCAGUUGGACUGGAUAAAAUUGACCUACGCGUGAAGGCUGGAGCAAAAGUUGCUGCUGAACGUGAUAGGAUCUUAUAGUUUAGAUUUGCCCAGUGGUUUUAGAUUAGAAUUAAAUAAUUGUUAUUUUAUUCCUUCUAUUACCAAGAAGAUUAUUUCCAUUCAAAUGUUAGACAUUAAAAGAUUUCUGUUUCCAUUUUGAUAAUAAUAAUUGUUAUUUUCGUAAAA